Molecule: messenger RNA, 732 nt
Organism: Dioscorea cayenensis subsp. rotundata (Guinea yam)
Lineage: Eukaryota; Viridiplantae; Streptophyta; Magnoliopsida; Dioscoreales; Dioscoreaceae
Product: protein LOL2-like
Exons: 4
Coding region: 70-447 (125 amino acids)
Source: RefSeq, a predicted model, not a curated record
AGUGCUUCAUCUCCUCUUCUUCUCCUCUCCGUCCUCGACCUCACUCGACUACGAACUUCGAUCAGUUCAAUGGAUGUAGAGACGCCAUCCUCGCCGGAAACAGCACCUCCUGGAUGGGAGCAUGUCAGCCCAGUACCACCUCCUCAGCCUCCCCCAGAGAUGGGUCAAAUGGUCUGUGGAAAGUGUCGUGAACUGAUUUCUUAUCCACAAGGGGUCAUCCGUGUUAAGUGCCCCUGCUGUCAGAUUGUGAACUUUGUACUGGAAGCACAUCAAGUUGGUAAUGUGAAGUGUAGAGGAUGUGAUGUUCUAUUGAUGUACCCAUAUGGAGCUCCAUCUGUGAGAUGUUCCUGCUGUCGGUCUGUGACUGAAAUUGAUACACACAACAUGAGGCCAUCAGUUUCUGUUCAACAAGGCCAACCACCUCCACCUCAACAUUCAUCCAACUAGAUGAUGGUGAUGAUCUCCUGUUUUAGGUUUCUGGGUGGUAAUUGAGAAGCAUCACCCAAUUCUCCAAUUCUCCAUUCAAUGUAUUAUUCUGACCUGAAAAUUUUCAUUGGAGAUUUUUUAAAAAUUAAAUUCGUAGCAUAAAGGUUUGUGUUAUACUGACUGCAUUUUUGAAUUGGAGAGCCAAACGUGGUAAUAUUUUCAUAUUACUAUGUAACACAUAGUAAUUUUGCUACAUUACCAUGAAUUAAACGACCCCUAUCAAAGGUCGAGAUCGAUUUUUUCCAA